AUGCGUCUCGAUUACGUGCCGAACCCGCCCACAAACCUGUCCGCAGAGGACCAGGAGGUGCUUGAGCGCGUCAAGGCACGUCGGGGAGCCAUGGGCCUCAUACCAUUGGACUUGACCUUGUUGCAUGCGCCCAAGAUCGCAGAUGGCUGGAACGCUCUCCUUGGAGCCGUGCGGACAAAGAACUCUCUAUCAGACGACAUCCGCGAGAUUGCCAUCUGUCGACCUGCUCUGAUUAACAAAGCCUGGUUCGAGUGGAACGCGCAUGCACCUAUUCUCCUCAAAUCCGCCGGGUUCACAGAAGAGAAACUGGCGGUCGUGAAGCAGCUGCAUCCAACAGAAAAAGGCGCAUUGGACGACCGCCAGUGGGCUGUGCUGCGAUAUGCUGACGCCAUGACUCGGGACGUCUCAGUUCCCCAGAGUCUGUUUGAGGAGGUCAAGGCACAGGGCUUUAAUGAGCAGGAGAUUGUGGAGCUUACGGCCACUGUUGCGAGUUAUAACCUGGUCAGUCGGUUUCUGGUCGCAUUGGACGUUGGCGAACAGAACGAUAAAGCUCCAGACUGGGCCUCGAAACUAUAG
Cladophialophora yegresii CBS 114405 is the source of this 576-nucleotide messenger RNA. RefSeq lists its product as uncharacterized. NCBI's taxonomy places the organism in Eukaryota, Fungi, Ascomycota, Eurotiomycetes, Chaetothyriales, Herpotrichiellaceae. The transcript has 2 exons. The record is from RefSeq and is a predicted model, not a curated record. Gene Ontology annotation, molecular function: peroxiredoxin activity. The coding region runs from base 1 to 576 and encodes 191 amino acids.